Molecule: messenger RNA, 3751 nt
Organism: Rhopilema esculentum
Lineage: Eukaryota; Metazoa; Cnidaria; Scyphozoa; Rhizostomeae; Rhizostomatidae
Product: KAT8 regulatory NSL complex subunit 1-like protein
Cellular component (GO): NSL complex
Molecular function (GO): histone acetyltransferase binding
Source: RefSeq, a predicted model, not a curated record
CAACAAAAUUCGUUGGAAGCUAUUGCGCAUGCUCAACAAAGCUAUCUUAUUGUCUUCAGUGAGGGCUGUGAGGGUCAGCUCAAGAUCUUGGGAGCAGAGCUUACAUGGGAAUAAAUCGACUAAGAAAGGGACUUUAUUUCCAUAAUUCAAGUCCAAACAAGUUGAACUUCAUGAUGGAGGGCCUGGGCAAUAGUGGAAGCAAAACGGCGCAUGCGUGGAGGGUGUUGGAUUACUACAAUUACGUCAAGGUGCUGACUUGUGUCGUACGAAGGCCAUGCAGCGAUCCGCCAUGACAGUUGCCCUGUUGCACGCCUAAAUCGUCGAUUUACGCAAUAAAAUCAAGCUUUAAAGUUGGAGAAAUUAUACUCAAUACCUGGAUGCAUUCAUUUUGUUUUGCUCUUGGAUAUUCAGGAAUACAGAAAGUCAAAAUUUUGCGUGAAACGAGCGACGAAUCUUCGCGUAGCGAGACCGAUUGAUUUCGACUCCAUUUGAUUCCGUGGCGGUCACGUGCUCCGGCCAGCCUGUCCGCUUUGAUAGUUGAGCGUGAAAUGAUGGCAAGGUUUUGGGACAACCCAAAGGAUUACAUUAUUUAGGAUGAUGCAAUCAAUCAGUCAUUUGGUAUUUAACACAGUUUUAUAUUUUGAAAGGAAUACUACGCGUAGAUUGAAUAAAUUUUGCUUUGGUUUGUUGGUUCGGGGAAGCCUCCUCUUCUGAGUCAAGUUGCGUGGUCUCACCCAUUAUCGAUUCGGUCAGUGUUUUGUGCAUGGCGCUCAUCAUUUUUGUACAUUCAUGGCGCCCGCUCUAAUUGAGGCAGCGGCAUCCGUAUCGCAGAAUCCGAAACGAAAAUUUGACUUCAUAAAGACAGAUUUAUUGGAAGGAUUGGCAAACGACUUAACGAAAGAGAGAGGAAUUACAUCAACUACUGCAGGCCGCAUUUCGGAAACAAAGCCGGGCAGCGGCCGUCCUUCAACGCAAGUCGCGGAAAGGGCUUGGAAAAGCCAAGUCGUAAACAAGGAAGAUUUAAGUAAAUUGUAUCAAAAAAAUAUAAUUCAAAUGGAAGCUACAUCUGACAAUCACGGGAACAUUGAAACUAGAAAUCCUUCAUUGUUGGAUUGCGAAAAUACUGAUCAAAGUACAGGCCCCAACAUUGGGGCUACAUCAGAAACAUGUGCUCGAUCCGAAGUGGAGGGCGGGAAAACCGAGGGCAGUAGGAGUCAGCCCUAUGUAGAAUCCACGCCAUACAUUGCGUUGAAAGCAAAAACGAGCAAAGCAAAUGACAAAUUUAAGUCUCUAGAUCGUAGGGCACGAUGUUUAAAACAACGCUUGAGAAGUUUUCAAAACAAUCGCCUGUUUUCGCAUAUAAAGAGUCAAGCACUCUCCCUCGAUCAAUCUAGUAAAACGCCAAAUGACCCGCGAACAAAAAUUGACCGAAAAUCGAGUGAUACCAUGACAUUGGUAAACGAUAAGAAUAAAAGUCCAGUUUCUUUUGGCAGAAGCAAUGAGGCAAAUCCAUCGUCGAAUGGAAUAUCCAGCCCGAGUCUAAUGUCAUUGCUUAGGAACGAAUCUGCGAGGAAAACAGUGGCACAGGCCCCGAGCCCCACGCUGGAUGCUAGGUCGGACCUUUCUGAAAGAAAUAAUGGAUUGAGCAAAACAACAACAGAAAAAAAGAAGGAAGUGUUUAGUAUCCUAACAGAUGGUGUGAAGGAGAUCAUGAAUCUGGAAGAUGCAGAUGCAACGGAUCCGGAAUCCGAUGAGGACGAUAUUAUAACUCCACACAUCAAUGUUGGCCAAAGUGAAAGGGUUUCAAAUCAAAGCCAGAGGAACGGGAGUUGUUAUGAUCGAACAUGGGCAAAAGACAGAGUGAAAAUUGGCUCAAUGUGCACCUGGAUCCAAGCACAAAUAGCUGACCUUAGCCAUAAAAUCAAGAGAUACGGAGACCUGCAUCACCACAUCAAAGCCAAUAGAAAGCAGCUUGUGUUGGAAGAGAAGAGGAAGCCAUCUGCAACUGGUAUACAGCGACAAAUAGAGGAAUCUUUUCUGAGCAAAGAUGACCUGAAUGGUGAAAGCCUACAGAGCAACAUUUUUGCCAAAUUGCAAGCACAUAAAAAUGGUCUCGCCAAAGAAUUCUCUACAGACAACGAGAUGAAAUAUGAGAAGGGGUCAGGAGCAAGAACCAUACCAGUUUCAAAAUUCCCUCAGCACAAGUAUGUUAAGCAAAGCAUUGAAACUGCAUUCAGAGGUAGCAGUGUUGCAUACAAGUGUACAAAUCUCCCUGCUCCAUUUCCUUGUGCCCAGUGCCUAAAAGCAGCUGCCACUGGCUUUGGACGUCCCUUGGCUAACAUUGCAGCAGUCAACCUUGAUCACAGUUAUCAUGAGCAGUUGUCAACAAAAUAUGAUUUGCCCUUGCCUUUAUUGUUGGAAUCAAUACUGCGCAAGGAAAAGAUCUGUUCUGACAGGAAAACUUUGUCAUUGGCAGCAGAUGCUAAAAGUGCUUUGGCUGAAAAGAAAGAAGCUGGGAACAGAUCUCUGCGUGAAAGUGUGCCUGCCUCAAGAGCUCCCAAAAAUGCGAAACUACGACAAGAGAAGAAACGUCACCGGCGAUUUUCGAAAUACGGAGACGAAGAAUCAGAGAAGGAAGAAUCUCCUGUUCCAAGGAAGAAGGUGCCACCGCCAUCAGCGGCUUCGUUACUGCAACGCCGAGCCAGUAGUCUCAAAGCUCCUAGCAGUGGAAGUGGGGAGUCGCGACCGUCCACCCCUGUCACAGAGCAAGGUCUGUUGUCGGCAAGUUGCCCGGCUCCAUCUCUCUCGCAGUUGGUUAAGCAGCGAAAGACCAGGACGAGCAGCGAAUACGACAUCAACAACAUUGUCAUACCGUACUCGAUCUCAUCAUCCACUCGUCUGGAAAAGCCUCAGUACAAAGAGAUUCUAACGCCAGGAUGGAGGCCUGCACGAAGUGAUGCCGAGGAGCACCGCAAUAGUUUCAUGGAGGAAUCGGAGGACACCCGCGAUGUUGCGUACACUCAAAGACACGGCAAUUAUGAAGUCACCGAACACCACAAGUUCAAUGCCUUCUUUCAACUUCCGUUUAAACGAUCCCGUUCGAGCCGAAAAAGCUCUGAAUGCAAUACACCAGAGCCUUACUCGCCGUCACACCCCGACACCCCAUGCAGUGUCCCCACGCCGACAGACUUCAUUCUUGCCACGCCCACAUCAAGUAGCAGAUUAAACAAACAGUCGAGUUGGACUUUGACCUUGAAUUCAGAUGACGGAAAAGCGAUGCCGUGGACGAAGCGGCAAUUUCCGCUUGUUGGAGACGAUUUAGCGAAUCUAGACUAUGAUAAUCCGCCAAUUUUGACAUUAUUCGAAGAGAAACCAGAAAUUGCGGAACAACCAUCAACUGAAGAUGAUACAAAGGAAUUAACGGCGAUGGAAGAAAAACCUGUCGAGGCCAGUAAGGCUUUGCUCGACACCCCGUCUGACAAUGAGCUGGAGUCACCGCCUCCGGAGGCAACGGAACCCCCGGAGGACGAAGACGAUAGCGAGAAGUGGACGGUCAAACUGGUUACUGACCAAAAGCCGUCAACUGCUGAUCAAGGGUCGCCUCGAAAGGGAAUCGUAUUAAAGCUCGCCAAAAAGUGAUUCAUAUUUGUAUUAAAAUUUAUUAGUGUAUAGUGACUGGCUGGUUUAAAUUUUGUAUUUUACUUGUAUCUAAAUAUGUAAAGUGUAUCAAUGGAAACAGUUCGUUAUCAGG